Molecule: messenger RNA, 989 nt
Organism: Trematosphaeria pertusa
Lineage: Eukaryota; Fungi; Ascomycota; Dothideomycetes; Pleosporales; Trematosphaeriaceae
Exons: 2
Coding region: 18-989 (323 amino acids)
Biological process (GO): secondary metabolic process
Source: RefSeq, a predicted model, not a curated record
GGUCACCAACUGCAGCAAUGGUGAAUAUCUCCAAAAUCCGCAAGAGCAACGCGAGCUUCGCGGCGCAGGGCCAUAGCGGCCUAGUGUGCGUGUUCGCGGGGGCUACGGCAGGCAUCGGCGCUGCAACCCUCAGAGAGAUGGUGGGUUUGCUGCACUCGUCGACCUUCUACAUUCUAGGACGGGAUCCGUCGCGUUACGGAGACAAACUCGAUGAGCUGAAGAAGAUCGACCCCACGAACAGCAUCGUCUUCAUCGAGACCCAGGUAGCCCUGAUCUCGGCGAUUGACGCGGCAUGCAAGCAGAUCUCUGCCGCUGCUGAGAAGGUUGACAUCAUAUGCAUGAGCCCCGGUGGAAUGCCCUUUCAAGGAGCAGUCUACACAGAAGAAGGCCUCGAGUCAUGCUUCGCCGUCUCGUACUACUCGCGUCUCCGUCUCAUCUCGAAUCUCCUGCCCCUUCUUCACCGGUCCUCCCAUCCGCGCAUCCUCUCCAUUCUUAACGGUACCAAGGAGAAGAAAAUCAACGAAGAAGACAUCGGUCUGGAGAAGAGCUGGGGCAUCAUUGCCGUCAUCAACCACACCACUCUAUGCACUAGCCUGGCCUUCGAUUAUCUUGCCGCGAACGACAGCCAGAAGCAUAUCACAUUCCUGCAUGCCACGCCUGGUUUGGUGCACACCGGAACCCCUCGUACCGCUUAUCCCUCGAAGGCGAACGGAUGGGUGUGGUGGGCCAUCGUGUUAGUGAUGCAAGUUGUGUCAGGAUGGAUCAUUCGCAAUUUCGGCAUGGCGGUAAAGGAGUCUGGCGAGAGACAUGCAUACGAGCUGACGAGCGACAAGUUUGUUCCUGGCUCGUGGCGCGUUAAUCACCUCAAUAAAGUCGUGCCCGACAACGACGUGCUCGUGCAAUAUCGAGAGAACGGAUGGGGUGAGAAGAUUUGGGAGUUCACAAACCGCGUCUGGGAUGAAGCCUUAGCGAAGGGUGCUAAGCCAUGA